Molecule: messenger RNA, 4743 nt
Organism: Mustela erminea (ermine)
Lineage: Eukaryota; Metazoa; Chordata; Mammalia; Carnivora; Mustelidae
Gene: LUZP2
Product: leucine zipper protein 2
Exons: 12
Coding region: 511-1302 (263 amino acids)
Source: RefSeq, a predicted model, not a curated record
CAGGCUCGGGAGCAGCAGCGUGCCGAACAAUCCCGGGCAGGGCUCGCCUCGCUGGUGACAUCACUGCCGGAGAUACUCCCCGCUCUCAGUGCCUGCCUUCGCGAGGCGUCCGUCCGUUUGUCCGUUUCCUUCCGUCCGCUGCUGGAGAGGGCUCUUCGCCGGCCGGGGACAGAGCCGGGCACCGAGGAGCGACAGGACCCGGAGGAGGAGGGAGAGCAAAGGCAGCGAGGGAAGGAGGACCCCGGCAGGCGACAGCAUGAAAUUCAGCCCAGCGCACUACUUGCUGCCUCUCCUGCCGGCGCUGGUCCUCAGCACCAGGACUAUGAAGAGCUAGAAAAGCAGCUGAAAGAAGUCUUUAAGGAGCGAACCAACAUCCUCCAUCAGCUGACAAAGACAUCAAGAGAACUUGAUGGAAUUAAAGUCAACCUUCAGUCUUUGAAAAAUGAUGAGAGAUCUUCCAAAACUGAUGUUGAGAAGCUUCUGGAAAUAGGUCAGAGACAAAGAGAACAAAUGAAGUCUCUCCAGGAGGUCCUGCAAAAUCAACUUAAAGAGACAACCGAGAAAGCAGAAAAACAACAAGCUACUAUUAAUUUUUUAAAGACUGACAUGGAAAGAAAAAGCAAAAUGAUCCGAGAUCUCCAGAAUGAGAACAAAAGCUUGAAGAACAAACUCUUGUCAGGAAGCAAGCUGUGUGGCAUCCAUGCAGAGGAGUCAAAAAAAAUCCAAGCCCAGCUAAAGGAGCUUCGUUAUGGGAAGAAGGAUUUAUUAUUUAAGGCCCAACAACUUACUGAUCUGGAACAAAAAUUAGCUGUGGCCAAAAAUGAGCUGGAGAAAGCGGCUCUUGACCGGGACUCACAGCUGAAGGCAAUGAAGGAGACUGUGCAUCUCUGCCUGUCCACCGUGUUCCGUAAUCAGGCUCCUCCUCCUUUGAGUCUAACGAGGCCAAGUCCGACUCAGCUGCCACUUGUACCUGGGACAGCUAGCCCUGUGAUUCCUGAUGCAAGUUCAAAAUUCCAGCCUGAGCAAACCAUUCUUGGAAGGACUGAGAGCUCUCAAGUUGAGACAACAAAGGAAGAAAAUUCGAACAACACUGAGUGCAAUUCUCAAAAUCUUUUACAAGAGGGCAGGACCUGCUCAACGAAGCACAAAGUCGUUCCCCUAAUCAAUGCUACUGCAGAGCCAGUGACUGCCCCAAAGAAAUUGCAAAUGCCUCCUUGUACUGAAUGUGAGGUGAAAAAAACCCCGGAAAAACAAUUGACCAGCUUUGAAGGGAGGGCAACUAGAGAAGAAAAAAUACUGUAAAUAUCAAGAAACUGUGUUAAAAACAUCACUUGUGAUUAUCUUCAUACUCUUUUCAAACCACAGGCUUGAUGGAAAUACUAAGUUUUUAAAGCAUGCAACUUUUUCACAAUUUUCUGUAACUUUAUAUAAAGUAGUCUACAAAUUUUCCAAGAGAUUUCAGGCCAAUUAUGAUCCUUAAGCAAUAACCUAAUUAAAAUGGAUAUCCACAGUCAUAAAUAGUCAUUGUCAUCAGUAAAUUGCCCAGCAUAAAUUGGUCAGUUCUGAACUCAAAUGCAGUGAACAACAUUUAAUCCUUCUGGUUCAUUGGGUAUCUAGUUCUUUAUGAUCUAGUUUUGAAUUCAACUGGAGAAUGAUAAAAAUUUUGUGGAUCCUUGGCAUUCUUAGAAUCCAAAUUGCAACCAAAUCAUAAAGAUUCUGUUCCACAUUGGCCAUUGGGAGUCACUUUAAGGUUGGAAUCUGUGCCAACCUGAAUAUAUUGUUUAUUGGAGGGUGUUUAUUGCCAUUCCUAUUAUUAUUUUGAACCAUGUCUAAAUAAAGUCAAGACAAUUCUGUCAGAUUUUUAGUCAACUAACAAAAUUCAUUAAACAUGUUUAGUAUGAUGUAGACAAAAUAUCUGGAUGAAUGACUGAAUUUCUGACACAAUUGACAAGAUCUUUUUUGGCAUUCUAUAGACACAUCCCUAUGGUUGUCUGCUGGACAUUACUCCAAGUUAGGAAUUGAGUUCUUUGAAAUGCUUGGCAAGAUUUUGUGUGUGUGUGUGCGAAAUUGGGUAGUGGAAUGUGGGAUGACAAGAGGGUUGCAAAACAGAAAUAUGCAAGCAGAUAAUACACAUUUUAAAAUGGGGAGUUGAUGAAAUUAAAACAGCCAUGAAGAACCAAUGAACCCAGAUUUGUAUAUUUUGAAAACAAAUGUAUUACUAAAACAAGUCAACAGCUGUGAUCAUCACUGAAGUUGGGUCUCUCCAUAGGAAUACCACUAAUCAAAUAAAUGCACUCCUGAAUCAUCUAAAAUGUAGCUCACGAUCAAUAGGAAUUGAUACAUGAAUAAUAGUCUGAUAGGAUUGACAGCAUCAAACUUAAAGACUCAAAUUAAUGCGUUAAAAUGAUUCAGUUAGGUUGUGUGCACAGAAUAUAUUUGCGUCUACUGACUAGAUCCAUUUUGCAAACACAUAAAGCAUACAUAACAAUUGGUUUUAUAGAAUGGAUCUCCAAGUUAAUGUAUUUGGAGCACUGCAUCUUAGAAGAUAUUGUUACUUUAAGAAAGGAAGGGAGAGAAGAAGGGAGGGAAGGAAGGAAGAAAGGAAGGAAAGUAGGGAAGGAGGGAGGAAGGAAGGAGAAAUGGAAGGAGGGAGGAAGGAAAUCUGUAAUUAAUGGAUGACCUUAAAUUCUGAUAUAUAAUGGCACACCUUUGAUCUCAGUGAUGUAGUCCAAGAAAUUUAGUGGUUUGGAGGAAUGUCAAACUAUCAUAAAUAUUAUAAGUAUUAUUGUGAUAUAACCACGUGACAGUUAUACUUGUGGAGUAAUUCAGUGUCAUUUAUCUGUAUUUUUUUUUUUAAGAUUUCAGGCUACCCCCCCCCAAAAAAAAAGAGAGAGAGAGAGAAUUUAUUUUAUAGAUGGUCCUUAGAGGUUUCAAACAAAGUGACCAGGAUAGAAGAAAAAAAAAUCAAGGUCCAAAUUUUCCUCUUAGCUCUAAUACUCUUUUAAUUCUUUGAGAUGGAUUAUUGCUAGUUUCUGAGUUCUGUUCCUCAUAAUUUCCCCACUGUACCCAGAAACCCUAACCAGCUUCAAUGAUUAUAGAAGGAAAGCUGCUAAUUUAUUUUAAUUUAGGUUCACUUCCCCAAACCCAUCCCAUGCUCCAAUCUCCCUCCAUAGACCCUAUGGAAAGUUAAUCACCAUUUCACCUUAGCACAUGUUUUGAGGCAACUUUGAAACUAAUAAAAAGAGAAUCGAACUGAUAUUUUCUGAAAUUUUUAUAAGAUGUUGAAAGAUGAGAAUUUAGCUUAAUAUUAAUCAAAUUUCAACAGUUUCACUUGUAAAUUAUUUUUCCCAAGCUCUAAAUCUCUAAUAUGUGACAAUAAUCAAUGUGUUUCUCUUAAUUACUGGCAUGAUCAAGUGGGCUUUCCAUGAGUAUAAUGUGUAAGUUUUUCUUUAAUAAUAGAUAUCAUUAUGCAUCCUUCAGAGUUGACUGUGGUUUACGCAUUGCAUUAUUUGUUUCAAAACAAAAAAGUAUCGUAGCAGAAGUGCUUUAUAAAUACUUUUAAGAAAUAUUAUGCAAAUUCCUUUUAAUAGUCAAAGCACAGAAUUCCUUUUUUUUUUUAGUGUAUUAUGUGACUUUAAUGAAUGCAUUUUAUUUUUUUCAAUUCUUUAAUUGCUUUAAAAUAGCAUCCAAAAGGUUUAAAAUGCUUUACUUACAUGUGCGGUUUUGUCCAUAAAAGAGAUGCUGUCUCUUAUUAUUUCUUUUACUUAACAGUUAGAUAAGUCGAUGUUGUUUUUGAGGCGUUAACAUUCAUAGCCUAACUACCCUCACAUGGAAGGAAAUAUUAGCUGACGUUAAAUUCAGGUAGUGUAAUUCUAUUACGUGCCUGUAAUGGUAAGCAGUAAAAGAUUACUAAAAAUUUGCAGAAUGUAAAUUGACUCCUAUUGAAAAACAAAUAUACUUUUUCCACUGGAAUAAACUUGUUUUAAUAUAAGUACUAAUGAAACUAACAAAAACAUACUUCUCUAGUUAUUUUAAAAUAUUAAUCUAUGCUAUAUAGCCAUUCUAAGUUAGGAGUUCAUUUUGGACUUUGUUUUUCCUUUUCUAUGCAUUACAUUAUAUGUAAAUUGUAUGAGUGCCUAAAAUGUAUAAGGCCUGAAUGCUGACUGUCUAUCCAAUGCCAACAUGCCUCAGAAGAAAAGUGACUCAUUCAGUAACUCAUCUAGAUGUGGUUUUCUGUGUGAUCUUAAAAUCUCUGAAUACUGAAUAUAUUAGAUGACUAACUUUUUUUUAAUCAUUCCUUAAGCAUAUGUUUAGCAUUAUAAUGCUAUUUCAGACACAAUUCUGUUUCAUAAAAUAUACGGGAUUACAAGUCUAAGAGAGGUGAGAAGUAGACAUUUACUGUUUUAGAUUACAGUGCAGAGAGCUGGAUUAAAACAGUAUCUGUUGAACUUUGCUCUAAUGGAAUCUUAUUCUUAUAGCUCAGGUACUGUAAGGAGCAUUAAUGGCCGCAGAGGCUGAGAUGAUUACUGAUACCAUAGAGUGAGUUGAGCUGGGCAGACCUAGAGAGUUAUGAAAACAUAGACUUGUUUACUUAGGGGAUGUUUUCUUAGUCAUGUGUACAGUCUUAGAUCCCCCCAAACUAUUUGUUGGAUUAUGUUAUAUAUAUCAAUGGUCAAUGGUAAAGAAUAAAAGUUACUGAAAGAUGGCCUAUUUUUCCUCAAUAAAGAUUUAUUACCAAGACUA